Molecule: messenger RNA, 9315 nt
Organism: Lachancea sp. 'fantastica'
Lineage: Eukaryota; Fungi; Ascomycota; Saccharomycetes; Saccharomycetales; Saccharomycetaceae
Source: the annotation of a GenBank genome assembly
AUGCUAGAAUCACUAGCGGCAGGGUUACUGAAUCGGUUUUUGGGAGCGUACGUAGAAAACUUCGAUAGCAAGCAACUCAAUGUUGGAAUUUGGAGCGGAGACGUCAAACUGAAGAACCUGCAACUGAAAAAGGAGUCUCUUGAUGCAUUGGAUCUUCCUAUCGAUGUGCAAUUUGGCUUUUUGGGCGACCUAACGCUACAGGUUCCGUGGUCAAGCUUAAAAAACAAACCUGUGAAAGUUCUUAUUGAAGACGUGUAUCUGCUUUGUGGACCCCGUAAUCAAUCUGCAGAGAGCGCUGCCGAGGACGGAGAGCGUGAACUGCGCCUCAAAUUACAAAAACUGGAGGAGUUCGAGGCUAUCAGCAAGGCACAACCCCAGGACGAUAAUGCAACAGACUCAAACGAGUCAUUCACACAAUCGCUGGUCACUAAGAUAGUCGACAAUUUACAAGUAUCAAUCAAGAACAUCCAUGUGCGGUACGAAGAUAUGGAAAAUAUAUUUGCAGAGGUUCCUUAUUCUGUCGGUGUAACGUUGAGCGAAUUGUCGGUUGUUUCUACAGAUGAGAACUGGGAGCCCAGUUUUAUAUCCAUCACGAGUUCCAUUGCUCGUAAACUUCUGACUUUGAACUCCCUGGCUGUUUAUUGGAAUGCGGAGACGAAAAGUGUUUACCAUCCUGAUCAUGACGAGCUUUUCAGACGCUUGAGAAACCUAAUCAGCAACAAAAAUACCCAUCCUGACCAUCAAUUUUUGUUGAAACCUGUCACUGGUGCCGGAAGACUCGUUUUGAAUAAGUUGGGUGCUACGGACGAAAGCCCUCAUAUUGAUGUCGGCUUGAUUUUCGAUGAGUUUGGAAUAGACAUCAACAACUGCCAAUACGAAGAUAUAUUAAACACUUUAUCCAAACUGCAUUGGUACGAGAAAACAUUGAAGUUUAGAAGGAGGAGACCGAGCUUCUCGGUCAGUGAAAAUCCAAGAGCAUGGAUGAAGUAUGCUGCCGAGGCCGUGCUCCAGGAGGUUCACGAAAAGAAUUACAAAUGGAGUUGGGAUUACAUUAAAUGGAGAAAGGGCAAAAAAAUGGAAUACAUUGAUUUGUGGCAAACAAAACUUACGGCAGAUGCUAAAUCCCAGCAGCUAUCUGCAAGCGACGAGGAAAAGCUCAAGGAUUUACACAAAUGCUUGAGCUUCGAAGAUAUAAAAUCUUUCAGGAUCAUGGCGCGUAAGUCAUACGCUACAAAGAGGUUGGAGAGUGAGAAUAAUGGCGAAGAUAUGGGUAAGGAUACCACAAGUAGCUCUUCCGGGUGGUUCUCGUCCUGGUGGAGUGGUGGGUCUUCAAACAAUACCGGCUCCGACGAAUUUUUAAUGUCCACGGAGCAGAGACAAGAACUCUAUGACGCCAUUGAAUAUGAUGAAAAUGAAAAAACACCAGAUAUUUUGGAAUUGCCACGCGAAAGAAUUGUAACAAAAGUUUCAUGCGCAUUGCAUCGAGGCUCGCUUUCUAUCAUAGAUAAAACCAAAGGCCUGAAAAUUGGUGAGGUCAUUUUUGAAAACUCACAAACUGAAUUUUUUCAACGCCCGGAGUCUUUUCUAGCCUCCUUCAAGUUGCACGAGCUUAAGGUCGAAGAUGGCUCUCCCAAUACUUUAUACAAGCAUAUCGUCAGCGUGAAAAACCUGCAACUGGAUGAAAAUGGCCAAUCUCCUCAGUUGGAAGAACCCUUUUUUCAUGUGGUUGUCGAAAAUAAUCCAUUGGAUGAUUCUGCUGACAAUAAGGUGGAUAUCAAACUACGCAGUAUGACAGUAUUCUACCAUGUUCAUUUCAUCAACGAAAUUAUAAGACAAUUUCGCCCUCCUCAGCAACAUCUGGACACUAUCGGAGCCAUAAUGAGCGCUGCGGAAGCUACAGUAGGAGGCUGGUCAGUUCAGAGCAGAAUGGGGCUGGAAUCUAUUCUCGAAGAUCACAAAACUGUCAACUUAAGUCUAGAUCUGCAAGCUCCUUUGGUCAUCAUUCCAUUAGAUCCUCAUAAAUGGGAAACGCCAUGUGCCGUUAUUGAUGCUGGUCACAUAUCUAUUACAAGUGAUCUUGUACCAAGGGAGACACUGAGGAAAUAUAAGAACUUGAGCGCUAGUGAGUAUGAGAAGCUUGACUCGAAAGAUAUAAAGAGACUGAUGUUCGACAGGUUCAAGCUUCGCUUAACAGACACUCAAUUUCUGGUUGGCCCUGAUAUACGAACGACGAUAUCCGACCUUAAGGUGAGCGAAAGAGAGAGUCCACUUACUAUUUUAAACAACCUUGAAGUCGGACUGGACAUUGAUGUCUCAAUUCUCCCGAAGGCUUUAAACUUGCCGAAAGUUAAGGUAUAUGGUAAGCUGCCUCUUCUCAAAAUAUCUCUCAAUGAUUUUCAAUACAAGAUUAUCAUGCAAUUGAUCGACAACUGCAUUCCAGACUUUCAGGAUGUAGCGGGUAGUUGGGAAGGAGAAUCGUCAGAGGGGAUCAGGGAUGAGGAAAGCAACCAAAUGUUCUCGACUAAGGAGGCUAAUCUUCUCAAACAGACUUUACAAAGCUUAAGCGGAAUGUCAGCUGCGGAACUCAAACAGCGUCUUCUGCAUUUAAGAUUUGAUGUGGAGGCUAUUCGGCUUUCAAUGUUCAAGUGCGUCGACGCGAAAUCAUUAAAGUCUGAUUUACUGGUCAACCUAAUCGGAAAUAAUUUACACCUAGAUUUUUCCAAGAGAGUGCAGGAUAUGGUGGUUGGAAUCGAUUUGCACUCCUUCAAGAUCGAAGACUGCAUUGACGACCGUAUUUCAGAUGACUUCAAAAAUAUGAUAUCAUCCUCUGAGCAGUCCUCUCAAGAAUCGCCGCUGUUCAAGCUCAAAUUGAAACGAACGCAGAGAAUUGUCACAUAUAAUGAUACCUUGAUUGAGGUUUUUGAUCAGGAUAUCGACAUGACUAUGACUGAGCUAACUGUUGUUUUGUCGCCAAAAUCGAUCCUGACACUUCUUAAUUACACGCUUACGACCUUUACUGAUCCCAAUGCCCCUGAGAUGCCAAUGGAUGCCUUGAAGCACAACUCUCCGGAUGUAGAGGAUUCCCCACAAAGAAUUAACAUGAAUUUGAACAUGGGCAAUGUCAUCAUUCUCCUCAACGAUGAGACGGAAAAGAUUGCAACCAUGACAUUAAGUGCAGCAGAAGUUGAACUUUUUAUACUUCCCGAGAAGAUGAGACUAAAUGCAAAAUUGGGCGCCAUGGAACUGACCAAUGACAUUCACGAUGAGCUAGCCCCCACGUCCCCACUAAGAAAAGUGAUAAGUAUGAGCGGGAAUGAGCUUGCCGAAUUAUCGUACGAGACUUUUGAUGGUCACAAUGAGGAUUUCGAAUACUCUUCAGCUGUCGCUUUUAAGACGGGCUCGAUGAACAUCAACUUCGUUGACGAGGCAGUCAAUCGAAUCAUCAACUUUUUGGCUAAAUUUCAAAAAAUGAAGGUGCUCUUCGACAGAGCCCGCGAGGCUGCAUAUGAUCGAGCCCCCAGCAUCGAUACCGUCAAUAACACAAAACUCGACAUUUUGAUAAAGGCCCCCGUUGUAGCUUUUCCAAAGCUUAUCGACCCUAAAAAAGGCUUGUAUGAUAACCUGUCUUUUUACUUAGGUGAGCUGUCUGUAUCCAACUCCUUUGUGAAGAAGGAGAGCGAAAUUGUGAACCAAAUCAAUACUGGCAUAAGAUCAGGAAGUCUCACCACACAGUUUCAUUUGGAGGGCGGCAAAAUUCAGCAGCUGAACAUUAUUGAUGGUCUUGAUCUGCGUUUCGACAUUGAUCAUCAUCAAUACACUGAAGGGUCUACAUCAAGGUUGAUAGUUAAGGGAUUCUUCGAACCUCUGCUUGCGAAUAUCACGGAGCUACAAUUGCAGUACCUGUAUGUGCUUUCUCAGAACCUACCAAAUGCAUUCAUAAUCGACCAACAUGAGCAAAAUAUGGAUGAGGUUCAAGAUAUUGCAUUUUUUGCUAAUACUGUCGUGCCUACAGGCAGUGGGCUGGAGAAUUCGUCGCUUGCUCUCGACAGUGCUUCAUUCGAAAAGUCCAGUUCAGUCCAGGACACCGACAUUUGCCUUGAAUUUUCUGCUCCGGAAUUGUCUUUAACCCUUUACAAUGACACUAAACUCAGUGAUGACAUCAAGGACCAAGCUUUGACAAAGAUAAGCUUCAAUGAGAUUGGGCUGUAUUUUCUGACAAACAAAGAAGCGGGUAUGAAGAUUGAAACACACAUCUCAUCUUUCACCAUAGAUGACAUCAGACGCACGAAGUACAAUCAGUACAAUGAGAUCAUACCAAAAGUUUUGAACGAAAAUUAUCAGUUCAUGGCAUCAUUCAAAAAAGAAAAUCAUGAGUCAUCGGACGUUGGCCAUAUUAGUAUUACUGUGGAUAGCCCGAGAAUAAUUUUGGCCUUAGACUUUUUAUUUUCCCUGAAGUCUUUUGUCGAUGCUUCUAUCAAUGUUAAGGCACCUGCUAAAGUCUUUUCAACAAUCGAUGAUCAACCACCAAGCACUGAAGACCAGCCUGCUGCAUUUAAGAGUCCAUUGUGUUAUUCCGUUAACAUUGUUGAUAGUUCCAUCAUUCUUUUGUCCGAUCCUUCUGACUUGAACACUGAGGCUAUCGUCUUCAAUGUCGGCCAAUUGCUCCUCUCUGAACAGAAUGUCACAUCUGCGAAUGCCAACAAUGUUGGAAUGUUCCUCUGCAAAAUGCAGUCCUUUGAUCAGAACCGCAUACGUCUUUUGGACGACUUUUCUGCAUCUGCUGUGAUUGAUCGUAGAGGUUCGACCUCUGAAAAGUUUUUGACUUCAAUUCAAAUAUCCGUGGAGCCGCUAACAAUGAGACUUGCCUUACGAGAUGUAAGACUUGCCAUGUCAAUCUUCAAUAGAGCAAUGGCACUCGCUAAAGAGCAUGGUUUUACAAGCGAUUCAGUAGAUGAAGGGGAAGAAGCUGUGAAUGGCGCAUUUUCUAAAGAGUUUAGGAAGACACUCUCAAGAUACGCUCCGAGCUUGAUAUCAUCAAUCAGUCAUUCAUCAAUUCAGAAAAUCGAAGAUAAAAAAGAUGUUACAAUUGUUAAAAAGGAGAAGCUUGACGCUGACUUCCAGGGGUUACGACUUGUUUUGAUUGGUGACGUUCACGAGCUUCCAAUCAUUGAUAUGAACAUCAAGCCAUUUAGUGUGACAGCUAAAGAUUGGUCUAAUGAUAUAGAACUCAUCUCUUCCAUCGAAACUUACGCAAACAUCUUCAACUACUCGAGAUCUAGUUGGGAGCCUCUAAUAGAGUCAGUACCUUUGUCUUUCCAUCUUUCGAAAGGUGUCGAAGGCGAUGUGGCUCUUUAUUUCGAUAUUGUAUCCCGAGAACUGGCCGAAGUAACACUAUCUUCUCGCACCAUUGCGCUUUUGUCGCAAAUUCCAAAUUCUCUAUAUGAGAAAGACGACACAGAGGCAAGGGGAGCCACAAAACCUUACAAAAUCUUCAAUGAUACCGGUAUGAAACUAGCAAUCUGGAUUCCAACAAAAGAAUCCACAGAUCAACAGAAUAGGACAGUUCUUGAAAAUGGUAGUUCCAUACCCUGGGAAUUUGAGGACUGGAGAAAGGUUAGGGAAAAUCUGGACACAGACGAUUCAAUGAAUAUUUUGGGCGUUGAUAUUGUAGACCAGGAAUUCCAGACGACAUUGAAAAUAGAUGCGACUUCUGAGGGCGAGGACGUCUACACGCUGCAUCCCGCUGUGAACGGUGUACAUGCGAGAUUAGCAUGUGAACUGAAACUAUGUGAAGACAACAUUAAGCAAGUCACUAUCAAGUCUACUCUUGUGGUUCAAAAUGCCACAGAUGGCGAUCUUUUUUUCAGAUUAUCAGGUACUGAGAGCAAUGUUCAAAAAGUGCCACCCGGGCAGUCUCGCUCAGUGCCUGCUCAAGACGCUUACAAUGCCCGUGUUUAUCUCAAGCCUGCUGGUGAAUAUAACUGGUCAAGCAGAAGCAUCUACUGGAAAGAUCUCCUGUCAUCUCCAAGUUCGAUAUCAUGCGACUCCAAUCAAACCAAUGUUCCCUUUUAUUACGAAGUCGAUGCAAAGUUUGAUUCCAAUGAACCACUGGCCAGAAUCUAUCCACAUUUGAAUAUUGUGGUCUCAUCACCACUAGUUCUUGAGAAUUUGCUACCAUAUCCAAUUCACUAUAAACUGUUUUGGAAAGCGGAGAGCGCGAAUAAGCCUAGAUCGAAGAAUGAAUCAGGAAUGUGCUACCUUGGCAUUGGCGAUCGCGUUUUGGUACACAGCGUGACGUUAAGCGACUAUAUUCUGAUGUCGUUGAGACCUGACAACGAAGGCGUAGGUAUGUCCGAACAAGCUUUGAUUAACACCAAGCCCGAUUCAGAACUGGAGCCGGAGAAGCUGGUUAGUUUGCGAUACGAAAAUGGACAAAAUUUGAACUUAAAACUUCAUUACCAAAGAAUAGAAGGGUCGCGUGCUAAAGUUAUCAGCAUUUAUUCACCUUACAUCAUUUACAAUGGAACAGAUCGCGAUCUUCAGAUAGAAGGGGAUGGACGUAACACUGCUUUUUCCAAAGUGUUACUGAAAGCUGAGGAUUCAACUCGCUACACAAAGCCUACCAUGUUCUCUUUUGAAAGUGACCGCUCGAAUAAAAAUCGAGCCAGAAUCAAGUUCAAGGACUCUCACUGGAGUGUUCAGACUUCAUUUGAUGCCAUUGGUCGGUCUGUGGAUUUGGCUAUGGAAAUUCCCAAUCGAAAUCAAGAGAGCAACAUUGGAGUCACCGUUUCAGAGGGCAGUGGUAAAUUUGCUCUCAGUAAAAUCGUUAAACUACUUCCCCGCUACAUUCUCCGAAACAGCCUUGAUUUUGACUUAGAAGUCAGCGAAUAUGGAUCGAAUUUUGUGAUGAAAGCCCAAUCUAACGUAUCUCUUCCACUGUACAAAAUGAGAAACAUUGUUGACAAACAUAUGUGCAUAAAGUUUCUCGGAUCUCAAUCACAAUGGUCCUCACCCUUCAUGAUCAAAGAUAUCGGGUCGAGUUACGUUAAGGUUCUAAAAAAUGGAUCGGGUCACCAUUUGCUAAAGCUUGAUAUUGUUCUAGAAGACUCGACCAUCUUUAUUGAUAUUGCUGACGCUAAAGGCCAAUGGCCUUUUUCAGUUAGGAACUUUAGCGACCAUGAGUUUAUAUUCUAUCAGCGUGAUCCACAUACGUUCGAUAAUGAGGAAGACUAUGACCUGUACGAUGAUCUGGGUGACCUACAGUAUGAACCUCUAUAUUAUAGGGUUCCGCCGCGUAGCGCAAUGCCCUAUGCUUGGGAUUACCCCGCUGCUCGACAGAAAAAGCUCAUUUUGACCUCUCGACAACGCAAACGUGAAGUACAACUUGCAGAAAUAGGCAACUUACGACCUAUGAGGUUAUCUGCUCGAAGCUCUGCCGAGUCUACUGACAUCGUAGAUUUGAAUGUUGUAGCUGACGGUCCCACUCAGGCAUUGGUCAUUACCAAUUAUAAUCCGGAGAAGAGUCUGUAUAAGCUCAAAUCGGGCCAAAACACCACAACCUCAUUAUCUUCUGACAAAGGUGACCGCUUCGAAGCAAAAGAGGAAGAUAAAAACGUGUUUACAAAAAUCGUUGUAUCGUUGGAUGGUCUUGGCAUAUCAUUGAUCAAUGCGCGCUUGCAGGAACUGUGUUAUAUCACGCUAAGUGGUUUAGAAUUGAGGUUCAACGAGUCAGACCUCUAUCAGACCUUAAGUGUUAAACUUAAAUGGAUGCAAAUCGACAACCAGCUGUUUGGUGGAAUUUUCCCUAACAUACUUUACCCCACGGCAAUUCAGAAAAAUCAGAAGGAGCUUAACAACCACCCAGUUUUAUCUGGCUCGGUCUCGAAGGUCAAAGAUGAUACACACGGUGUUCUUUAUUUGAAGCACGCUACCCUUUUGUUACAAGAGCUCACUAUUCAAUUGGACGAGGAUUUCCUUUUCGCUCUUAUUGAUUUUGCAAAAUUUCCAGGCGCCUCUUGGAUCAUUGAUGUCAAAGAUGAGUUGGAUACAGAUUAUUCCAUGCUACCAUAUCCUAGUGAGUUACAAAGAAACAACGACAUCUACUUUGAAGUCUUUCAUUUGCAACCUACUAUGCUUCAUUUAUCAUUCGUUCGCACUGAGCAUCUCAAUGCUGACACGGAAAAGGUUCCGCCUCAAAAUACCCUAAUGUUUUUCGCGAAUGUGUUGACAAUGGCCUUGGGAAACGUGAACGACGCGCCCAUAAAGCUUAACUCGCUCUUCAUGGAUAAUGUGAAAGUUCCUUUGCCAAUGCUAUUCAGUGCCAUUCAAACCCAUUACAGCCAGCAGUUCUUUUAUCAAAUUCACAAAGUUUUGGGAUCCGCGGACUUCUUAGGAAAUCCCGUGGGUCUUUUCAACAACAUUAGCUCGGGCGUAUGGGAUAUAUUUUAUGAGCCCUAUCAAGGUUACAUGCUAAACGAUAGACCUCAAGAACUUGGCAUCAGUAUCGCCAAGGGUGGUCUAAGCUUUGUGAAGAAGUCCGUAUUUGGAUUAUCUGACAGUUUCGCACGGUUUACAGGUUCGGUGGCUAAAGGAUUAUCAGUCGCCACUCAGGAUAGCGAAUUUCAGGAGCGUCGCAGACUCGAGCAAAGAAAAGCCAAGAAUAGUAGAAGUCUAAAUGGAAUCGGUUCUGGUGCUACCUCUUUUGUCAACGGGGUGAGCAGCGGUCUACGAGGAAUUGCGUUCGAUCCAUAUAAAGGUGCUUCGAAAGAAGGAAUGCCGGGCUUUUUAAAGGGUCUUGGAAAAGGAUUCAUUGGUCUUCCAACCAAGACUGCAAUUGGGGUACUGGACUUGGCUAGUAAUGUGAGUGAGGGGAUUCGUAAUACCACCACUGUCAUGGACGCCUCGUUGACCAACCGUGUCCGCUUGCCAAGGUAUGUGGGUUUUGACAAAACCAUAAAGCCAUUUAACUUACGCGAGUCGCAAGGACAGUUUUGGCUCAAGAGCGCCAACGGUGGUGAAUGUAUUACGGACAAAUAUCUUGCGCACGUCGUUCUGCCAGGGAAACACCUCGCGGUCAUCGUUUCGCUUUCUCAUGUGAUUGAGGUUCGGUUGUCGAACUUGGAAAUAAUGUGGAAAGUCCGUUAUAAGGAUGUUAGGGCCAUGACCCUGGAAAGGGCUGGUUUGGUGAUCACCCUGAAAAACGCGUCCACUGAGCUAUUUGUUCCUAUCUCAGAUCCCGAGGAAAAGAGGUUCUUGUACAAGCACAUCUCGAUCGCGGUCAAUGAGUAUAAUAAGUACUGUCAGGCCGAACUUUGA